AUGUAUGAAGAUGUGGUAAGUGUCGAUGUGAUAGUUGGGGGGCGCUCUCAUACACAGCAGUCUGUGAUCUUGAAGCCUCUGAGAGCCAGCGUGACCACCGGAACACCGCGUGCACCCGAGAACACAGAGCAAGCACCGGCCCGAGCCCAGAGAGCAACAGAGAGAGCAGAGUGGAACCAAAGCGUGAGCCACAUCCACGCCCCCUGCUCCGAUGACGAGGUGGAGGAAGGAGAGGACGAAGACGACUACAGCCCAACCGACGAGGAUCCCGACCUGAAGCCUCCCGGCCUCAAGCCCACCAUGAGGCCCAUCACCGGCGGCACCCUCGUUGUCCCAUGCCAGUGGGAAUCUUCUCCCAACACACCGGGAGACGAGUCGCCCUGCGAUUCAUCAUCCCCCAUGAAACUCUCCUCCGACGCAUGCCACAGGAGGACACCGGCCCAAAUCGGACUGAGCCUCAACGUCCUUCUCUUAAAGCUCAUACCAGAGUUGAGCCGGGAACUCUGCUCCCUCUUCACCAACACAUUCUCGACGAGGAGCGACGAGGCUGCCGCGAAGAAGAAAGCUGGUGCCUCUGGACACUACGACGACAAGACCUGGCAGUGGACGAGCCGGUCUGUCCAGCUCAAAGGGGCCAACGCCGAGGAGAAACGCAAGCACAUCAAGAGCCUCAUCGAGAAAACCCACGGGAAAAUCCCAGAGCACUUCUCUACCCCCUGA
This is a messenger RNA of Knipowitschia caucasica, 720 nucleotides long. The record is from the annotation of a GenBank genome assembly. NCBI's taxonomy places the organism in Eukaryota, Metazoa, Chordata, Actinopteri, Gobiiformes, Gobiidae.